CCGCCAAGAGCGGAGAAGCGAAAAUAAAAGAAAGAGAGAAAAAAGCUUUCGGUCAAAUCAUAGGCAGUGUGGCGCGAGAGCACGAGAGUACGAGAUUGGCUGAUACGGUUAUCUGAGAGGCCUGUCGGGAUCUGCCGGGAUUUCCCCUCUUUUACGGGCCCCAUCGAAUUGGUUCGGUAGCAGUUUGUCCGAGAGCAGCGCACGUCACGUUCAUUUUCAUCCCAUUUACCGUCAAAGAAAAUUUAUCGCUCUUACGCGACGAUAGGAGCUUUGUAACUUGUAACGCACGCGAGAAUUUGACAACGAUUUCCGACAAAGGGAAUAAAAAGACUGAUAUCGAUAGUUCAAUGAUGGUAUCGAGCACGAGCGUGGUUGAAAACGGAGAUAUCGCUCCGGCGAUCAAAGCCCCGGACGAUCAUUUGGGUGUUCCGUCCGGAAAUUAUCGUCUCGUAGGUUGGGAUAUGGACGCCACUGGAAGACGCUUCAUUGACGAAAUUUGUCAAAUAGCUAUUUACACCCCGGACUCGGAAUACUCGCAGUACGUGAUGCCUUUCUCCGAUCUCAGUCCUACCGCAAAGAAGAGACAUCAUCUAAAAGUCAUGAAUGCUGGAUGCUACAGAGUUUUGAAAAACAGCUUUACCAACAAGGUAUUAAAAACGAAGAGCGCGAUAUCGGCCCUGACGGACUUUUUAGGAUGGUUGGAGAGCGUCAAGGGUGACGCAACGGACGGGAUUAUUCUCGUGCAUCAUGAGCCACGCAGAGUCAAUCCAUCGAUGCUGAUCGAGGCACUGACCAAAUAUAAUUUGCUCGAUCGAUUCAAGACGAUCGUCAAAGGUUUCGCGAAUGGUUUCGACAUUGCCAAAGCCAAGUGUACCAACACGAUCAAGGUCUUUUCCCUCAGGACACUGUCACGAGUCUUUCUCGAAAAGGACGAAGAAUUGAGCAGCGCGACUCAUCGGGCUCGCUUGGCUCUCCAAAUUGUCGAACAUUUGAGCAGCGUCGAUGAGGAAAAUGGUAGAGUCGACGAGGAAAUCGGUAGCGGCGAUAGUGAACAAAAAAUAACGAAAGGGGUCGUUGAAUUUAUUCGAGAAUUCGUACAAACCGUGGAGGCUGCGGAGAAAGAAUGUGCAGAGCACAAACUCGUAUUGGAGAGACAAAACAGCUUGAGACCCAUUUUUGUGCCUCUGUUGAACAGCAUGGGCCGACGAGAAAGGCAGCAUGCAAGUCCGUUGCGUAGAUUACUCGCCGAAUCUGCUAUAGAUUAUGUCCAAUUGCAGGAAGCGUGGGCUAAUAACCGGAAGGAGGGGCUGGAAAACUUAAUCGAGAAGAAGGUUACGAGCGGGAAAAAAGACAUAGAUGAUCUGAUAGAGAUUCUCGAGUAUCAUUUUGAUCCUGAUAAAAAGCCAUCUCGACCGAACGAGGAGGAGAAAAAAAAUGUCGACAAGGUUACAUCGGAGAAAAAGAAGAAGAAGAAGAAGAGGAGCUCGAACAACAAUAAUCUGUCCGGAGCUGAGAGUCCGGACACAACCUCGUACUCGCCAGAAAAACUUAAAGUUGAGGCAGAACAAGUGGUUCCCUCCAGGGAAGCACAACUUUCAGAGUCGUCCGAAAGCCUAAUUUAAUUCAUUUAAUUCAUUUACGAAAACUAAGUUGAUCAAAUACGCGUCAUUCCUAUUGCGUUUCGUACAAACCAGGCAUCGAUUGAGUAGCUAAAAAAAAAUAUAUCUUUUCUCGUUGAAGAUAAAAUGGGGAACAAGAAGGAAAAGAGAGGGAAAGAAUCGUUAAAAUUCAAUCGAACAAUAACGAGGCAUGGUCCUGGCGACGAAGCCGUCCAACUAAUAUUGCAAAACAGAUGUGCAAAAGCAUCGUAUUAUUUUAUUCAAACUCACUAUUAUAUUAUUAUUUCUCUUGUUUCAAUCGUACAACCUUAACGUACGUUGUGAUUGAAUAUUAAUUAGUUUUCUACAUUCGUAAUCGUAUUAUAAUACGGAGCCGGAUCGAAUGGAUCUCGUUCGAGAACUGAUUUGCGGUAAUAAGACGCUUAUAAACGACCUGCGUAUACGCAGUUGGGCUGAACCAAAAAGUAAAUCGUAUACAGAAGUAUUUUCUCAUUGAUAAUUACCGAUGGAGAGAACGUAUCUCUCCGAUUGCAUCGUACUUAUUUUUUGAUCCGUACGUAACUGGACGAUCGUUGGAUCCUCGUCCCCUUAUUUUUGUUUCUGAUUAUUAUUUUUUUUUUCUUUUCUACAAAUACACAACAUAAUAUCAAACAGAUAAUGGAUCGGAGCGUCGUCGACGAGUCUGGAGAAUGACUAUUGAUGACGAGAAUGACACAAAUUUUUGGAUUUCUCGAUGUCGUUGUACAUUUAGCUCAUAAAGUAUUGUACCUCGUCACCGAAUUCCAGAUCAUGCAUCAGCGAUAUUAUGUUGAUAACAAGAAAAAAUAAUACACAACUCGCUUGUUCAACCAAGAUCUCAUUUUGUAUUAUCUCAAAGUAUAAUAAAGUUUAUUCGAUAA
Venturia canescens is the source of this 2518-nucleotide messenger RNA. RefSeq names its product maternal protein exuperantia-like (gene exu). The record is from RefSeq and is a predicted model, not a curated record. Gene Ontology annotation, biological process: bicoid mRNA localization. The transcript is spliced from 6 exons. Gene Ontology annotation, molecular function: RNA binding; protein homodimerization activity. Lineage: Eukaryota; Metazoa; Arthropoda; Insecta; Hymenoptera; Ichneumonidae. Bases 348 to 1622 code for a protein of 424 amino acids.